GGUUUAACUUGCGACAUGAGCGUCCCUAGUUUCCUUAUGGCGGGAGGAAGGUGGAGAUCCUUUCCAGUUCCAUCGGGAUCAUUCCUGUUCCAGGCUCUACAUAAUUCUUGCUGUCGAAAAAAAGGCGCUGCACCAAAGAACACUACUUCCAGUGUGGCUUUUUGUGAUGACAAUGCAAAGGACUCUGCAAAUGCACUUGGUAAGCUCUUUUCUACAGAACAGCAGGCUUCCAUCUUGCAUGUGUUGAAUACAGCAUCUAAUAAAGAACUUGAAGCUUUCAAAUUGCUUCGUGGAAGAAGAUCCGCCAAUAUUGUAGAGCACAGAGAAAAGUUUGGGCCAUUUCAGAAUUUGGAGAGUUUAAUGAAUGUGCCCCUGUUCCAGUAUAAAACUACAGUUCAAGUUUGCAACUCCAUACUUUGCCCAGAGACUGGUGGGAAAAGAAAGUUACAGGAAAACCGGCUCUUGGGAAAGUUCAUCAAACCAGAUGUAGGAAGAGAAAGACUUAAGGCAGUUAAAAGUAUCGUAUCUAUUGUUUUUGGUACUCGAAGAAUUGCCUGGGUUCACCUUGAUCAUAAAUUGACAGUGCUGGAUUGGCAGCAAAGUGACCAUUGGAAAUUACCGAGCAGAACAUACCCGGCAUCAGUCUAUUUAGAAGAGAUUUCAUCAGUCAUUUCAAAGAUGCCUAAAGCAGAUUUCUAUGUUCUGGAAAAAACAGCACUUUCCAUUCAGAACUCAUCUCUGUUUCCUAUACUGUUACAUUUCCACAUCACGGAAGCCAUGCUGUAUGCCUUAUUAAAUAAAACUUUUGCCCAGGAUGGGCAGCAUCAGGUGCUGAGCAUGAAUCGAAAUGCAGUGGGGAGGCACUUUGAACUGAUGAUCGGUGGCUCCCGAAGUAGUGGAAAAGACCUCGUAAAGCAAUUCCUCUCUGAGUCUGUAUUGAAGGCAGAUCCUCGGGUGGUCUUCCCAGCAGAUAAAGUAGUCCUCUACAGACAGAUGUUUUCAUCUACUGAAGCACAAAGAGUAGAAGAGUUAUAUGAUUCAUUAUUACAAGCUGUUGCCUUCUAUGAAUUAGCAGUUUUUGAUGUUAAGUGUUAGAAUUCUGAGGCUGCCCUCAGAAUAAGUUAAUGUUAUAUUAACUUAUUAGCCCCAAAGUUGUAUGUAAAAUCAACUAUUUUGAAUAUCCAUGUUAAUGGAGAAGAAAACAUGAGUGUUUUUUUAGAUGUUUAAAUCUGACUUUCAGCUAUUGAAUACACAGAGCCAAUUCCAAAUCAAUAAAUAUUUUGAAAUGCUACACCUUUCAGGUUUUAGUGCUAAUAAAAUACCCCCCAAAUA
Messenger RNA from Otolemur garnettii (small-eared galago), 1332 nucleotides. It is a transcript of the gene TEFM, whose product is annotated as transcription elongation factor, mitochondrial. NCBI's taxonomy places the organism in Eukaryota, Metazoa, Chordata, Mammalia, Primates, Galagidae. The record is from RefSeq and is a predicted model, not a curated record. Gene Ontology annotation, cellular component: mitochondrial nucleoid. Gene Ontology annotation, molecular function: nucleic acid binding; DNA polymerase processivity factor activity. The coding region runs from base 16 to 1095 and encodes 359 amino acids. The transcript has 4 exons. Gene Ontology annotation, biological process: transcription elongation by mitochondrial RNA polymerase; mitochondrial transcription.